Humulus lupulus (European hop) is the source of this 2539-nucleotide messenger RNA. RefSeq names its product protein FAR1-RELATED SEQUENCE 11. The transcript is spliced from 4 exons. The record is from RefSeq and is a predicted model, not a curated record. Bases 278 to 2317 code for a protein of 679 amino acids. Gene Ontology annotation, biological process: regulation of DNA-templated transcription. Gene Ontology annotation, molecular function: nucleic acid binding; zinc ion binding. NCBI's taxonomy places the organism in Eukaryota, Viridiplantae, Streptophyta, Magnoliopsida, Rosales, Cannabaceae.
AUAAAAAACGUGGUGGAGGUGCAACUCCCUCUCCCCCGGAAGAAGAAGAAGAAGAAGAAAAAACCUCACUCCCUCUCUCUCUCAAUUUCGACGGCAUUAUUUUCCAACCCCUCUGUUUGCUUCUCGGGAAAAUUGACGCAAAAAUUUGUUUGGGGACUAAUCCUCCAAGGGACUUCACGCUGCCGUCUCCAAGCUGCCUUCUUCUCCCGAAUUUGAUUUCUCUACUGUAAUAGUGCUAGAUUCUUAGGUUGAUGUUAAUCAGAUUGAUGAGAGCAUAAUGUCUGAUGAGGCUGGAGAGAUGCUAGUGGUUUAUGAUGAUCCUUCGGACCAUCGCUCAUUAUCUUUGGAUGAUACAAGCAGCACAGCAGAAUCACUUGAUGAGACCAGGCUUUCAUUAGAAACCACUAAUGACACGAUUCCAUACAUUGGGCAAAGAUUCUCUACUCAUGAUGCUGCUUAUGAAUUCUAUAGUGAAUUUGCAAAACGAUGUGGAUUCUCAAUACGUCGCCACCGAACUGAAGGAAAAGAUGGGGUUGGCAAAGGACUUACAAGACGUUACUUUGUUUGCCACCGUGCUGGCAAUACCCCUAUCAAAGCCUCCAAUGAAAGCAAACCUCAAAGAAAUAGAAAAUCUUCUCGAUGUGGGUGUCAAGCAUACAUGCGUAUUAGCAAAGCGACAGAAUUGGGAGGACCAGAAUGGCGUGUCACAGGUUUCGCAAACCAUCAUAACCACGAAUUAUUGGAGCCAAACCAAGUUCGUUUUCUUCCAGCAUACAGAACCAUUUCAGAGUCAGAUAAGAGCCGAAUCCUUAUGUUUGCCAAAACUGGAAUUUCCGUGCAGCAAAUGAUGAGGCUCAUGGAGCUUGAGAAAUGUGUGGAGCCAGGAUAUCUGCCUUUCACAGAGAAGGAUGUGAGAAAUUUACUGCAGUCAUUUAGGAAGCUAGACCCAGAAGAAGAGAGCAUAGACUUAUUAAGAAUGUGCAGAAAUAUUAAGGAGAAAGACCCCAACUUCAAAUUUGAAUACACUCUUGAUUCCAACAACCGACUAGAGAACAUUGCUUGGUCAUACGCAUCAUCAAUCCAGGCAUAUGAUAUUUUUGGCGAUGCAGUGGUGUUUGACACGAGCCAUCGAUUGACUGUAUUUGACAUGCCACUUGGUAUAUGGGUUGGUAUGAAUAAUUAUGGGAUGCCUUGCUUCUUUGGCUGUGUGCUGCUACGAGAAGAAAGCUUGAGAUCUUUUUCAUGGGCAUUGAAGGUGUUCUUAGGGUUCAUGAGUGGAAAGGCACCUCAGACGAUACUCACUGACCAAAAUAUGUGUCUCAAAGAAGCAAUAAGCAUGGAAAUGCCAACCACCAAACAUGCACUUUGCAUAUGGAUGAUUGUGGCAAAAUUCCCUUCCUGGUUCAAUGCAGUUUUGGGGGAACGUUACAAUGAAUGGAAGGGUGAGUUUUAUCGACUCUACAAUUUGGAGUCAAUAGAGGAUUUUGAACUAGGUUGGAGGGAGAUGGUGAAUUCUUUCGGGCUUCACAGUAACAGGCAUAUCAUUAACUUAUAUGGCUUACGCUCACUUUGGGCAUUACCUUUCUUGAGAAGCCAUUUUUUUGCUGGGUUGACUACAAUUGGCCAGUCAAAGUCAAUUAAUGCUUUCAUCCAACGAUUCUUGGGUGCACAGACCAGGCUUGCCCACUUUGUCGAACAAGCUGCUGCAGCUGUGGAUUUCAAAGAUCAAGCUGGAGAACAACAAACAAUGCAACAGAAUCUCCAAAAUAUAUGUCUGAAAACAGGAGCACCUAUGGAAUCCCAUGCUGCCUCAAUCCUAACUCCUUAUGCCUUUUCUAAACUCCAAGAACAACUUGUUUUGGCUGCCCACUAUGCGUCUUUUCAGAUGGAAGAUGGUUUUCUUGUUAGACACCAUACAAAAGCUGAGGGAGGACGCAAAGUUUAUUGGGUUCCCCGGGAAGGUAUCAUAAGUUGCAGGUGCCAUCAUUUUGAGUUUUCUGGAAUUCUCUGCCGACAUUCUCUUCGAGUUCUCUCAACUGGAAAUUGCUUUCAGAUUCCUGAUAGAUAUCUUCCCGACCGGUGGCGCCGGAUCAGUACACCUUCACUAAAACUUCUUCAGAAUGCUCCAAGUGACCACGGGGAAAAAAUUCAGGUUUUGCAAAGUUUGGUAUCUACUCUUGUAACAGAAUCAACCAAGUCUAAGGAAAGAUUAGACAUGGCAACUGAGCAAGUGUCAAUUCUCUUAUCUCAGGUAAGGGAGCAGCCAGUUUCAUUGCAAACUACAAGAGAGAUACCAUCAUUCCAUAGGAAUAUUUGAUCUGAUACCAUGUAUAUUUUAAGCAACUAGAAUAGUUACAUUUUUGUUGUUGUUGAAAUUAGAUCAUGCUAAGAUCUGGUAAAGAAAGCAACUAGAAUAGGAACAUGCUAAUGGGACAGAAAAUGUGUUAGUUCUGGGAGCUGGCAUGUGGACUGAAGUUUUGCAUGGCAUUUUUGUAGUUUUUAUUUGGGCAAAUUCCUAGUGUUUUUUUUUGUCGGAUUA